AUGCCUCACGCCGAUUCUUCCUACUUUAUGCCCGGUGCCUCUAAGGCCGAUGUAUAUGAGCAGGUGCUCAUGCAAGCAGAGGGUCUUCUUAGCGGACAACGCAAUUGGGUCAGCAACUUCUCCAACGUCUCCUCUCUCCUUUGGCACGCAUACUCCGCCCUUCCCUCCCCUUCCUCCGCCGUCAACUGGGCCGGCUUCUACAUUCGCGAUGACAAAUUCCCUACCCUCGCCUCACCCAUUUCCUCCCCGCCACUCCCAAGCGCCGAGGGCGUCUCCGGCGUAAUCAUCUCCACCACAUACGCAUCCCCCGAAAACCAACUUCUACUCCUGGGUCCCUUCCACGGUAAACCCGCUUGCCAGCAGAUCCGCUUCGGCAAGGGCGUCUGCGGCACAGCAGCUGCAAGCCAGAAAACAAUUGUCGUACCGGAUGUCCUCGAGUUCCCAGGCCACAUUGCAUGCGACGCGGAUAGUCGUAGUGAGAUAGUCGUUCCUAUCAUAGUCAGGGGAGAGACUGUUGCUAUUAUUGAUAUUGACUGCGCACUGCCCUCUGGAUUUGAUGACGAAGACAAGAAACACCUCGAGAAAUUGGCUAAGCUCUUGGCUGAUAGCUGCGACUGGUAA
Messenger RNA from Penicillium angulare, 621 nucleotides. RefSeq names its product GAF domain-containing protein. Gene Ontology annotation, molecular function: L-methionine (R)-S-oxide reductase activity; protein binding. The coding region runs from base 1 to 621 and encodes 206 amino acids. The record is from RefSeq and is a predicted model, not a curated record. Gene Ontology annotation, cellular component: cytosol. The transcript is spliced from 5 exons. NCBI's taxonomy places the organism in Eukaryota, Fungi, Ascomycota, Eurotiomycetes, Eurotiales, Aspergillaceae.